This is a messenger RNA of Naegleria gruberi, 3331 nucleotides long. RefSeq lists its product as uncharacterized. Lineage: Eukaryota; Heterolobosea; Eutetramitea; Acrasida; Naegleriidae. The record is from RefSeq and is a predicted model, not a curated record. The coding region runs from base 1 to 3246 and encodes 1081 amino acids. The transcript has a single exon.
AUGCCUCCAAAACGCGCCAGCAAGAAGGAAACAAUAAACAAGGCUGGCACAACUCCCAAGAGGAAAUCUCGUUCCACCAAAAAAUCACAAAACAAUAUUGUUGCUGAUGAUAUGGUGGAUCAGGAUUUUUAUGUUAAUUUGUGGGGACAGGAAGUGAAUGAAGAUUUAAUGCAAUAUAUUUUGGAUUUUGUUCCGGUUUAUCCUGAUCAAUUGAAUAUGAGAGCUGUAAAUAGAUUUUGGAAGAAUAAUUUGGAGAAGGUAUUCUUUCCAAAGGUGAAGGUUCUUGAUUUGUUGACCAGAGAAAAGUAUCAAAUUGAAAAGUUUAAAAGUACCAAGUUGAAACAGAUGGCCGGUUAUUUUCCAAAUUUUACCAAGUUGAGAGUUUGUCAAAGUGGAUGGGAAAUAUUCUUUCAACAACCUAACAAGAUUGAAACCUUUGAAUUUUUUGAUUUGGAAUGCGUUGCAGUAGCAACAGGAUUUAUGGACCUAUUGAAUCUAUUAAUGGAGUGUCACAAAAAGAGUAAACAUCCCUCCUAUCUAAAGACUAUUAAUAUUUAUGGAUCAACUGAAAAUGAUGGUUAUUACUAUUACAAUCAUAAUAACAACCUAAUUAAUUAUAUUAAUGGAAAACCCAAGAAGAACGAAAUACCUAUGAGUUCUCUAGAAUCUAUUAAUUUAAAGUAUCAUAAUGUAGCUUCAAAUAUAUUGUCAAGGUUCUCCAAUGUAAAGUCUGAGAAACCCAUCAAUGAAUACGAUAAUGUAUUAGAGUAUUGGGACAUGCUGGUUUAUGAGGAAAAUAUUAACUGGAAUCUACUGCACCCAUUCAAGAUUGUGGACUCUUUGAAAAAUGAUGAGUUGUUUGAUAUAAUUAUUGAAUAUGCAAAAGCUCAGGAAAUUCCUGUAAAAUUGUCUAAUUUCGAAAGUGAAUUAUAUAGUAAUGAUUUAACAUUUAAUGAGUUUUACAAAAAGUUUGUUGAUAACAAUGAUCUAGAACCUCAUUUGAGAUACAAAAUGGAUAAUAUUAUGUUCAAUAGAAUAUUUAUACAUGGUAAUGAUCAUCUACUGAACCAAGUUAUAGAGAAUAAGUACAUUCCGCUAAUAAUAGAAAAUGCAACAAAUCCAUUGGCAAGUCUUAUUUCAAAUGAAAGAAUAUCCUUGUUUAAAAAAGCAUUAGAAAGAGAGCCCACUCUUAUUAAUUUGGGAAAUAGUAAUGGUAUAAUAGAGGGCACCAAGGCUGAUCUAAAUCUUUUUUAUGUUUUAUGUAAAUCAUACAGAUAUAGCUACAAUUCUCUUCCACUAGAUACUGCAAAGUUUUUAGUAGAGAUUGUAGGAGUUGACAUUAACUAUACCAGUCCAGAAGGAUCCCUAUUGAAUAGUUUCCCAACUACUAGUACACACCUUUUGCCGUUGUUUGAAACCAUUAAGCUGGAAACUUUGGAAAAGAAAAAUUCACAUGGGUUGGACACUAUAGAACAAUGGGCAAGCAGAUUAAAGUCAUAUGGUUCCUAUAAUGCUCUGGAAUUUUUAAAGUUUUUCAAUAAGAUUUACCAAAACAAUAACCAAGAAUUGAAACAUUAUAGAACCAGUGAUGGUGGUAAUCUUCUUCAUGUGCUCUCUAAAAGUUCAAUGGAUAUUAUAGAAUAUUGUAUUACCACUUUGGGAAUUGAUGUUACCCACAAGAAUAAUGAUGGUAUGCCAGCAUUGUUUGCAGUUGACAAAAAAGUAUUGGAAUCCACCUCAUUGCUUCAGAAACUAAAGAAGGAUUUGGAAGUCAGAGAUGCAAAAGGUAAAACUCUGCUCUGCAAGUCUUUAGAAAACUCAGAAAAUUUAAGCUAUAUGCUUGUUAAAGAGGGUUGUGACUUGGAAUAUGCUCUCUCCAAUUUAGAUGUUAAAUCAAAGUUUUUUGAAUUCAAGAAGGGAGAAUCCUUUAUUAAUGGAGCUAAAUUACUCUUGAUGGCUGCUUUUGAGCAAUCAAUAGAUUAUUUCCUUAUUUUUAAACAGAAUUUAGAAGUUUUAAAAAAUUGCCUUGAAAUUGAGAUUACAAUGAGUUCUGAUGAGAUUGGUGAAGUUACUACUACUCCUAUACAUGCAUAUUUAAUGCUUGGCAUUGAAAGUAGUACUAUUAUUGAUCUUGGCUUGAUUGGAAGAAAGAGCUAUAUUUUGAAUAGGGCUAUAUGGAGAGAUGUGUAUUUUUUUGAUGAAACAGAAGGCCGACUCAAUAAUGUUUCUCUUGCAGCAAAAAAUGGAUUCGGUUUCUUAGGUUAUAAGAAUGAGUAUUUGGAAGAGAAGAGUAGUAUUACUGAAUUGAAUUCUUGGAUGUUGGCUAUCAAAUACGGGCAUUACGAUGUAGCUAAAAACAUUAUUAAUUAUUUAGGUGCGUCAUUGGAAGAUUGCAAGUCUACUAUCAUUGAAAUUGCUACUGCAAACUUGCAAUAUCACAUUUUAGAGGAGAGCUUGAAGCAAAAGCUUAGUGAACGAAAUUUAGGACAAGAGGAUAAAAAAUUAAUUUCAGGUUAUAUAUUCAAUUUCACUGACUUUAGUAAUUUUUCAGAUUUAGAACCAUACAUUGAAGAUUUUAUUGAUUCUGAUAUUUUGGAACAAAAAUGUAUUGUACAAAUUGCGAAAAGAAAAGAAAAUAGUGAAUUACAAGAAUUUUUUAAUAGUCAUAUUAUCAGAAUCAAACCUUCUACUAUUAAGUUUGUUGGAAAAAUGUACAACACUAUUCAUGAACCAAUUACCUAUCAUUUAAGCAUGUUGGAAGUGUGUUUAUUGAAAGGUUAUCCUCUUAAAAAAGUUCAAGAAAAGUUGAAAACAGAAAAAGAGAUUCUUCAAUUCCUUUCGAGAAAGGAGAAGGAAUCAGAAAAGACAAUUAUGCACUUAAUGUGUGAUUGCUCUUUACCAAUUUAUUUCAAUGUUGGUCAGAGAGAGCUACAAUCCUUCAAAUAUUCAGUCAUUAUUUCCUUACUCUCCAAACUUUCUGCUGCCUCCAAAAAACAAGUAUUGAAUUUGUUAGACGCCAAUCAUGAAACUCCAAUAUUUUCUGCCAUCAGAAGUGAAUCAAAGAAUUUAAUCAAAUCACUUGCUCCAAAUACAGAUAUGAGUUUGAAAAAUUUAAAUGGAAAGAAUUGUCUAGAAAUUUCAUCACCAGAAAUUAGUGAAAUUCUCAUUCAAUAUGCCGAUAAAAAGACAUUGGCCUCCAAGAGACAAGUAGAUGAAGAACAAAAGAGCAGAAAAAAGAGAAAGUAGAUUCACAAAUUGUAUUUUACAAUCUUAAAACCUCAGUUAAACCAGAUUGUAAACCAUCAUCUUACCAAAAAAAAUCCAUUUAAUU